Molecule: messenger RNA, 1624 nt
Organism: Hypoxylon trugodes
Lineage: Eukaryota; Fungi; Ascomycota; Sordariomycetes; Xylariales; Hypoxylaceae
Exons: 8
Coding region: 384-1580 (398 amino acids)
Source: RefSeq, a predicted model, not a curated record
CAUGGGUAAGAAACAGGCUUGCUACCUGAAUAUACCUGAAUACUUCAACGUAUAGGAACUGGUCUGUGAGCACAGUUCGAACUGGACGGAUCGACGGAUUGAAAAUUCUUUCAACUUUAGCGAAUAUGACUGAUUUCCUUUCUUUUUUGUCCCCUGGUCAAAUUGCUCAGAUGGCGGUUUCAGCCUGUUAAGAUGGGCCGACUUUUAUGAUAAAUCGCAACUUACAAGCAAGCUAGACCGAGAAUCUUGAUUGAACUGUGGGAAAUCGCCGCCCCGGACAUGUAGUGGCAAGGUUGAAGGCAACCCCUGGAGAUCGGGGUUGCAGUAGUUAAGUAAACAGACUACUGUCAAAAUCUCAGUACUCGUCAACAGUCUACGAUACAAUGUCAGAUUCCGAGGCCAAAGCCUUCAUCCAGGAGGUUUGGGGGCUCCAGGGCACCGCCUAUUUUGUAGUUGGUCUCCGUUAUUAUACCAAACUUAAAAUUAUGGGAUGGCAUAAGUUUUCCUGGGAUGAUUUUAUUAUGUUUUUGGCUGUUUUAACAUACACGGCGGAGUCCGUCAUGGCUUAUCUUGUUGUGGCAUAUUGGAAAGGUCUUGCCAACAAUGCAAUGACGGACGAGCAACGCGCAACUCUUGAUCCAAACUCGGAAGAGUGGUAUUUGCGAGUUAGUGGCUCGAAAACCCACGUAGUUGGAUUACUUCUCUAUACAACGCUUCUCUGGCUGCUAAAAUCGUGUUGGUUGGUGUACUAUUCUCGACUAACAGAUGGAGUUAACAAUAUGCGACAAGUGAUCCUUUGGGGUGCCGGUAUCAUUGCAACAACAUACAUCUCUUGUUUGCUUGUUGCCUUCCUGAAGUGCAUUCCUUUCAAUCAUCAAUGGCAAAUCAAUCCUUCUCCUGGGAAUCAUUGUAUGCCUGCAAUCUCGUCGAUUCAGACUAUUUACGUAAUGAUUAUGAACUCACUGACGGAUUUCUAUCUAAUGGGUAUACCUAUUCCUGUUGUCUGGAAGUCACAUUUGCCAUGGAAGAAAAAGGUUGCUCUUCUCGUCAUGUUUAGUGGUGGUUUGCUUGAAAUGGUGUUUGGUAUCAUGCGAUGUGUUUCGAUUUUAACACUUGGUGACAUCGAUCCUGCCCAGUCAGGUUACUGGUCCGUUCGCGAGUCAUUCGUCUCUGUGGUUCUAACCAACAUGCCGAUGAUACAUCCGUUAUUCAAGAAGUUUAUUGAUAAGAGCCGCAGUUUGAGUAGGUCUAAGGGUACAAGCCAGGGUGAAAGUCGAGGUUACAAACUUGGUAGUAUUCCUGGCCGCGAGCUCACGGGAAAGCGGUCGAAGCCAUCAUACUCAAUUCCAAACGAGACAACUUGGGGCUCAAAGGAGCAUAUAGUAUCCGAACGAGAUCAUGGUGGUGCUUCAAGCGGAAAAGACACAUCUCUAGACCUCCCGAAACAUCAAACUUCCGGUGCGUCAAGAGGGGAGAAGGUAUCCAAGAGACCAAGCAAAGAUGAUAAUCGGAUCCUUGUCACCACCGAAUAUACGGUGACGGAAGAUACUCGGAAUUCUAGUUCUAGAGAGGAGUUCUAAGAUGCCUCUGGGCCUGUGAAAUAUGGGUCGUGUUUGUUAAGAUA